AUGGGGUGGUGGCCGUUUGGUAAGGGCAACGAAAACACACAGAGCAUAGAGAAUGCAACUAGUGGACAACAACAUACAGAAACGGACAAGAGAGACGACCUUGUGUUGAAACAGCCUAUUUUCCUAGACGAAGUUUCUGGGAAGUUCCCCGAGUCCCCGCAGACACGUCCACCGAAUGGUGCUGAGGAGCAGUUUUCAACGUCCAAAGAGGUGAAGAGAUUCAUAUCGACCUUGAAGCCAGAACAGUUUUACCUCUCCAACUUGGUGACGAUCCCUUGUUUCCGAGAGGCAGGGCUUUCCGGGUUCACCUGUUUCUUUGUUUUUUCUUCGGUUCUCUUUGUCUAUCAUAAAAACCUACGCAAGUCUGUCAAUUGGGGGUUUGGAGGGCUCUUGCUCGGAAGUAUCUUUGGCUGGGAGCACUGCAACAACCAGCGUAGAAACUCUCUGAUGGCUGUCAAGUUGGCCCAGGAGAGAUUUGAGAAGAACCACAGAGAGAGAAAGGAGUAA
Pichia kudriavzevii is the source of this 507-nucleotide messenger RNA. RefSeq lists its product as uncharacterized. Lineage: Eukaryota; Fungi; Ascomycota; Pichiomycetes; Pichiales; Pichiaceae. The record is from RefSeq and is a predicted model, not a curated record. Gene Ontology annotation, biological process: mitochondrial respiratory chain complex IV assembly. Gene Ontology annotation, cellular component: mitochondrial inner membrane; mitochondrion. The coding region runs from base 1 to 507 and encodes 168 amino acids. The transcript has a single exon.